This is a messenger RNA of Scomber japonicus (chub mackerel), 2316 nucleotides long. It is a transcript of the gene sdad1, whose product is annotated as SDA1 domain containing 1. NCBI's taxonomy places the organism in Eukaryota, Metazoa, Chordata, Actinopteri, Scombriformes, Scombridae. The coding region runs from base 87 to 2144 and encodes 685 amino acids. The transcript is spliced from 22 exons. Gene Ontology annotation, biological process: ribosomal large subunit export from nucleus; ribosomal large subunit biogenesis. Gene Ontology annotation, cellular component: nucleolus. The record is from RefSeq and is a predicted model, not a curated record.
GUGCACACUGGCCACGCUUGCUUUGUAAAAAAAAGGAAAUUAUCUUUAAUUUUUUUUACUACGCAUCCGUAAAAUAAACUGCUAACAUGUCGGGGCGACAUAACAACAAACUGCCUAAUAAUUUGCCACAACUGCAGAAUCUCAUCAAGAGAGAUCCACAGUCAUACGUGGAUGAGUUUCAGCAGCAGUACCGGCACUACCAGUCCAAUGUACAGAUCUUCAAACUGCAGCCUGACAAACCCAACAAGGAGCUAGCAGAACUUGUCAUGUUCCUUGCUCAGGUUGGUCACUGCUACCUACAGCAGCUGUCCUCCUUCCCCCAAGAGCUGUGUGAGUUAUUAAUGAGUCACCACACAGUCAUAGAGCCGGACCUCAGAAUGACUUUGUGCAAAGCUCUGAUUCUUCUGAGGAAUAAAGAUCUGAUCGACCCCACCUGCCUCCUGGAGCUCUUCUUUGAGCUUCUGCGAUGUCAUGACAAACUGCUCAGAAAGACACUGUACACACACAUUGUAUCAGAUAUCAAAAACAUCAAUGCUAAGCACAAAAACAACAAGGUUAACACGACAUUGCAGAACUUCAUGUACACCAUGCUGAGAGACAGUAAUCCCAUUGCAGCAAAAAUAUCUUUAGAUGUGAUGGUGGAGCUGUACAAGAGGAACAUCUGGAAUGACCCCAAAACAGUUAAUGUCAUUACAACAGCAUGUUUCUCCAAGGUGACAAAGAUCCUUGUUGCCGGUCUGAAAUUCUUCCUGGGCAAAGAUGAAGAUGAGAAGAACGAGAGUGAUUCAGAAUCAGAGGCGGAGGGACCAUCAUCUCGGGACCUGAUGGUGAGAUACUCCACAGGCAAGAAAACCACCAAAAACAAGAAGAAGAUGGAGAAAGCAAUGAAAGUCCUCAAGAAACACAAGAAAAAGAAGAAGGUGGAAGUAUUCAAUUUCUCAGCCAUUCACCUCAUUCAUGAUCCUCAAGAUUUCUCAGAGAAACUCUUGAAGCAGUUGGAAGACUCUAAAGAGCGCUUCGAGGUGAAGAUUAUGCUGAUGGAGCUCUUAUCCAGACUGGUUGGAAUCCAUGAGCUCUUCCUCUUCAAUUUUUAUCCAUUCAUCCAGAGGUUUCUUCAGCCCCAUCAAAGAGAAGUGACAAAGAUUCUCCUGUGUGCUGCCCAGUCUUCCCAUCAGCUCGUCCCCCCUGAGGUCAUUGAACCUGUGAUCAUGACCAUUGCCAACAACUUUGUGACGGACAGAAACUCCGGGGAGGUCAUGACAGUCGGUAUCAAUGCCAUCAAGGAGGUGGCAGCCCGCUGUCCGCUCGCCAUUAAUGAAGACUUGCUGCAGGACCUGGCCCAGUACAAGAUCCACAAAGACAAGAAUGUGAUGAUGUCUGCCAGGGGUCUGAUCCAGCUGUUCAGGAACCUUAAUCCACAGAUGCUACAUAAGAGAGACAGGGGAAGACCUACAGAGGCAUCAGCAGAGGCCAAGAUCAAAGACUACGGCGAGCUGGAGGCUAAAGACUAUAUCCCUGGAGCUGAAGUGCUGGAGGAGGAGAAGGAAGAAGGAGAGGAGGACGAAGACGGCUGGGAGAGUGCCAGUAUUGGUGAUGAAGAUGAGGAUGGGGAGUGGGUGGAUGUUCACCACUCAUCUGAUGAGGACACAGGAGAAGUGGCGGAAAAGCUUCAGAGUAUACCACUUGAGGAAAGGCAAGCCAAGGCAGCAGCGGUCAGCGGCAGCAGGCUCCUCACACAGGAUGAAUUUAAGAAGAUCCGUCUGGCCCAGAUGGCGAAGGAGGUCAACGCUAAACCAGGAAAGGGCCAGAAGAGGAAGAUAGUGGACAGUGAUGACGAGGGUGACAACAGAGGGGAGCUGCUGACCUUGAGACAUAUUGAGAAAUUACACAAGAAACCAAAAGAAGACAAGGAAACACGACUGGCAACAGCAAUGGCGGGAAGGUCUGACCGUAAAGACUUCGUAAAGAAACAUACUAAGCUGAACCCACACGCCAGCACCAGCAACAAGGAGAAGAGGAGGAAGAAGAACUUUAUGAUGAUGAGACACAGUCAGGGUGUCAGAACUAAAGGCAAACGCUCCUUCAGAGAGAAACAGAUUGCUCUACGGGAUUCUCUGCUAAAAAAGAAGAAGCAGUACAAGUAGGACACAUGGACAUAAUGUUUAUUUGCCUCACCUCGCUAACCUGAACCUUUGAUAUGUCAAAUUAUUGUACAUCCUUCAAGUGGCCUGUAAAACUCUGUCAGUUUAAUGUAUUAUUUUUCAGUAGAUGAACUGCAUAAAUACACAGUGGUCUGAAAUAAAUAAUCUUUGAUAA